ACACUCUUUCGAGAGUGUAACCUGAGUUCGCUCUAGUAUUAAGUCCAUUUUUUUCAUCAAAAAGUUUUUGUUCAUAGCCACAUCUGUGGCGGAACACUCAUCUUCGGAAGCAAGUAGGAGAGGCACAUCAGAUCGACCCGACGAGCUCAACGCCGUUGGAAGCGAAAAACAACCCAGUGAAGUCGUAUUAAUAGUUCGCGCCGCCGACAUCCACCGCCGCCCGCCCGCAUAGGAUGGUAGAAACUGACCCCGGGCCCAAGAAACCUCACAAUUGUGAUGUAAAAAGGGACCACCAGUUGAACGGACCAAGCUCCAAAGCAACUGAACUUGGUGUCAUUCCCUCGCUGAAGAAACCAGCAAAGGGAGACCCAGAGAAAGGAAGCUCUGAAAAAGCUGACUUUGAAAGGGCAAUCGAAUUAACUGGAUAUGGAAGGUUCCACUACCUGCUCCUGGCAGUAUGCGGUCUCGUCAGCACAUCCGAGGAGAUGGACGUCAUCUCCAUGUCCUUUAUCCUGCCGUCGGCACAGUGCGACUUAGACCUUACCACUCAGACUAAAGGAUGGCUGAACAGCAUUAUAUUCAUCGGCAUGAUGGUGGGCGCGUAUGCGUGGGGCUCCGUUGCGGACUCGCUGGGUCGCAAGCGUGUACUGAUCGCUAUCUCCAUCGUAAACGCACUCGCCAUCGUCGCAUCCUCCUUCAGUCAGAACUACGAACUGUUUAUGCUCUUCCGCUUCAUUAACGGUGCCGCACUUGGUGGUUCAGGUCCAGUCAUAUGGUCAUACUUCGCCGAGUUUCAGCCUAAAAAGAAGCGUGGUGCUAUGUUAAGUUUCAUGGCUGCUUUUUGGACACUUGGCAACUUGUUCGUGGCUGGUCUGGCAUGGGUCAUUAUUCCCAGUGAGAUCGGAGUUACAACCGGUGCCUUCGUUUACAACUCAUGGCGUAUCUUCUUGCUAGUGAUGUCAUUGCCCUCUUUUCUUGUGGCUGCUUUACUAUUCUUGCUUCCCGAAUCUCCCAAGUUCUUAAUAUCUACCGGUCGCCAAGAGGAAGCCUUAGAAGUAUUCCGAAGCAUCUACCUUAUGAACACCGGGCACAGCAAAGAUGAAUACCCAGUCAAACAGAUCAUCGUUGACGAUAUUAUGCACACCAAGCCAGAGAAGCAAAUUGAAGCCACAAAAGAGCCCAAAGAGCCCAAAUCUAAAAUCAGGAGAAUGUUGAGCGACAUCGUCGAACAUAGCAAACAGUUGUUCGUACCGCCCAUACUCAAGUUUACUAUGAUCUCUAUUACGAUCAACUUUACCUUCCAUAUCGGGUACUACGGGCUGAUGAUGUGGUUCCCGGAGAUGUUCAAUAGGUUUGAUGAGUGGUCGCGCACCCAUAACAACGCGGAGGCGGACAUCUGCCAGGUGACACGCUACGUGACACAGCAGGGCACGCACUCGGCGGCCGCGCAGUGUGACUCGCACAUACACUCCGACGUGUUCAUGGAAUCACUCAUCACAGUUGCCGCCGCCAUACCGUCCAAUAUAUUCGCCGUGCUCGGCAUGGACAGACUGGGAAGGAAGUUCUUCUUGGUGUUCGCAACGUUCUCUGCGGGCAUGUGCUCUGCGGCCAUGUACUUUGUGUACAAUAAGACGAACAACCUGAUUGUGAGCGCCAUCUUCAGUUCCGUCAUCUCAUGCGGCAAUGCUUCUCUCGACUGUCUCAUCACUGAAGUUUUCCCCACCAACUUGCGAGCCACGGGUGUAGCCGUAUCCAUGGUAGCUGCCCGUCUGGGCGGUAUCAUCGGUAAUGUCGUAAUUGCCGCACUACUGGAUACCUACUGCCCCGCGCCCACCUUCAUCGUGGCCGUCCUACUCGCCAGUGGCGGUCUCAUGUGCCUCUUCCUACCUAACACCACUAGACAAGCGCUGCAGUAAACCAAACUUUCACUGCAGACACCAUCUAUUGCUGCAGCCACCACCCGUCUAUCGCUGCGCUCACCACCACAGAAACGCUAAUUUUAGAGUCAACGCUGUAGAGAAUCUGCCUGCAGGACUGCAGUGGGACUCGGCAUCCGCGAUUGACGGCAAAGCCUGUACACGGAAUUUUUACUAUCAUAAAUUUCAACUGAAUUUUAAUUCAAUUCAGAAUUUUAGUUCCGCUUAAGAUCGCUAUAGUCAUCAUCGAAUAUCACCGAUGCUAUCUAGUACUUUGAUGUACAGUGCUGUAUUGAAAUAAUUUAUAGAAAACCAUUCCGGUAUACGUACUGAUGUAACGUUGGCUGUCAUAGAUCACUUUAAAUGUGUUUCGUCAAAUACAAAGUACACGAAACCUAGUUCCAUAUCUUUUUUUAGAAGUAUUAUAGAUUAAGCGUCAAUCAUUAUUUUCAUAUUACGAAUUUAUAAAUUAGAAUUGUUACCGUAGUCUGUAGUAUUAGCAUGUAGUGAAGAUAUUAAACUGCGAGUUGUGAUAAGAUCAAAUGAUUUUGAUCACUGU
Diatraea saccharalis (sugarcane borer) is the source of this 2475-nucleotide messenger RNA. Lineage: Eukaryota; Metazoa; Arthropoda; Insecta; Lepidoptera; Crambidae. The record is from the annotation of a GenBank genome assembly.